GGCAGCCCAUGACUUUUCCCGGUCAUAAUUUGCCCAUUCUACGACGUAUUUGUCACCUAACCUUGAUUCAGAAGCCUAUAUAUACCCGUGUGAAGUGCUCACAUUAUCAUAUCGACGGCUUUCAUUCCUCUGCUCUUCUCCUCCUCUGAUCACCCUCGCUCCAAAAUCCGCGAAUCUUCGUACCGUUACGUGUGUCAAUUACUGCAAGAAAACAACCACAUUUAUCUGCUAUGGCCGACGUUGCACCUAUUGUUCUCAAUGAUGAAAUCUUGGAAUGGCCAAAGAAUGACAAUCGCAGGUUCUUGCACGUUGUGUAUCGCGUUGGUGACCUUGACCGCUCCAUCAAGUUUUACACAGAAGCUUUUGGGAUGACACUUCUAAGGAAGAGAGACGUUCCAAAGGACAAGUAUUCAAGUGCUGUUCUUGGGUUUGGACUAGAAGAGUCUACUUUCGUAGUUGAGCUCAUACACAACUAUGGAGUGGAAAAUUAUGACAUAGGAACAGGCUUUGGGCAUUUUGGUAUUUCAACAACAGACAUUUACCAGUUGGUUGAAACCAUAAGGGCCAAGGGUGGCAAAAUCACAGUGGAGCCUGGCGCGGCUGAAGGUACAACAACAGUCGUUGCUUUCGUGCAAGAUCUUGAUGGCUAUGAAUUUGAACUGUUCCAGAGAGAUGCUACUCCUGAACCACUUUGUCAAGUAAUGUUUCAUGUUGUUGAUCUCGAUCGCUCUAUCGAGUUCUAUGAAAAGGCAUUGGGGAUGAAACUAAUCGUGACGAUUGACAGACCAGAGGAGAAGGACACAAUAGCCAUGAUGGGCUAUGGUGAUGAUCCUAAUCAGAUAGCUAUUUUGGAGUUGAUUUACAACUACGACGUUACUGAAUAUACCAAAGGAAAUGCAUAUUCACAUAUUGCCAUCAGUACUGAUGAUGUGUACAAAAGUGCUGAAGUUGUCAAACUAGUUACCCAAGAGCUUGGAGGGAAGAUAAUUCGACAACCAGGGCCAUUUCCCGGCACCAACACCAAGAUCAUCGCUUUCGAAGAUCCGGAGGGUUGGAAGACGGUUCUGAUUGACAAUCAAGACUUUCUGAAGGGACUGGAGGAGUGAUUGCAGAUUGAAAAGCUUUCGGUUGUUGCUUUAAACUACACAAAAAACUAACCAUAUUUGUUUGUUUUAUAAAAAUAAAGCUAGCCCUAGCGGUUAUUGUACGUGAAAUGAGUUCUUAAGUCUGUGUAUUCUGUUGUAUCGUGUGAAAUAAUAAUACCCAGGAAUUUCUGGGAUGUGUACCAAGUAUAAUGUCUUAGUGGAUACACAUUUGUGUUGCUA
Rhododendron vialii is the source of this 1325-nucleotide messenger RNA. RefSeq names its product lactoylglutathione lyase GLX1-like. Gene Ontology annotation, molecular function: lactoylglutathione lyase activity; metal ion binding. Lineage: Eukaryota; Viridiplantae; Streptophyta; Magnoliopsida; Ericales; Ericaceae. Bases 231 to 1106 code for a protein of 291 amino acids. The record is from RefSeq and is a predicted model, not a curated record. Gene Ontology annotation, cellular component: cytoplasm. The transcript is spliced from 9 exons.